Penicillium longicatenatum is the source of this 628-nucleotide messenger RNA. RefSeq names its product 60S ribosomal protein eL34. Bases 60 to 410 code for a protein of 116 amino acids. The record is from RefSeq and is a predicted model, not a curated record. Gene Ontology annotation, biological process: translation. Gene Ontology annotation, cellular component: ribosome. NCBI's taxonomy places the organism in Eukaryota, Fungi, Ascomycota, Eurotiomycetes, Eurotiales, Aspergillaceae. The transcript has 4 exons. Gene Ontology annotation, molecular function: structural constituent of ribosome.
CGUUCACAACCCGACGACGACCAACGCCUUCUUGACCACCGAGGUUCGACACAGUCAAAAUGGUGAACAACAGACUGCAAUACCGCCGCCGGAACCCGUACAACACGCGGUCCAACAAGGUGCGCAUCAUCAAGACCCCCGGUGGCGAGCUCCGGUACCUUCACCUCAAGAAGAAGGGUACUGCUCCCAAGUGCGGUGACUGUGGCAUCAAGCUCCCCGGUGUCCCCGCUCUCCGCCCCCGCGAGUACGCCCAGAUCUCCCGCCCCAAGAAGAACGUCAGCCGUGCCUACGGUGGCUCUCGUUGCGCUGGUUGCGUCAAGGACCGCAUUGUCCGUGCCUUCCUGAUUGAGGAGCAGAAGAUCGUCAAGAAGGUCCUCAAGGAGUCCCAGGAGAAGGCCGCCAAGCGCUAAGCAAAGUCCAUUUUCGUCGGUGUUGGUCUUUUUUGAGGAGCGGACGUUACGGAAAAAAAUGGUUGGGAAUGGUUCUCUUAGAAUCUAAAACGAUGGACAGGAACCGCUAGUUCACGAGUUCAGGUUGGGCCGUGGCUACGCAAAUGAAACCCAAAUUAUUACCUUCAUGAGUUGAUUCCCACAAUGCGUUCGUUCCCAUUCUCUCGCCUUGGGCAUUC